AUGAUCUGCCUCUUUAUCAGAAUCUCGUUAUUUUUAGUUCAUACUGCAGUAUCAUUGGACCUCAUAGAUGAAGGAUUAGUUGUACCAACAGUCCCCCCUUCUUCGGUGUCAGUAGAUGAAUUAGAGCGUCAUAUAAAAGCAUCUGUUACUGAUACCAAUCUACAAACAAACUUACUUCGAUUCGGGUUCGAUCCCGAAGUAAUUCCAUACCUUAGCCUGCUACCGGCUGACCAGCCGAUAUUGACAUCGCUGCUAUUCGGUGGCGUGACUGACCGACAAGAUGAGUCCGGGGACCUAUACGACGACGAUGACCAAAUCGCAUUAAUGGCUCUUUUUAGGCCCAGUGCAACAAACUCAUGGCAAUAUCCUGUAUGGCACCGCGAAUCCAUAGAGCGCGCACAAUUAUUAGUCGAAUUCACGACAGCAGAUUUACCCGUAGAGAUUGUUCAAGCUGUUCCUUGUGGAUGGUCCAAUAAAGCCAUAUUCUCUUACAAUCACGGCAUUGCUAGAGACGUUCGGUCCCCGCAGGCAUGUCAGUUCCUUUGUCAGGGACUUGUUGAUCUUGUGAGAUGGAAUCAGUGCAGCGAAGAUACUCGAGAAAACAGCGCUUGGGAUUGGUUCAAGAAUUUAUUUAACAUUUAUAACCCCUAUUCUGCCACUGACGACAAUUCUGCCGCUUCUCAAUGCGCUGGUAUAACGUAUUUUCCUCAUGAGCACACGUGUGUGCUGCAUCGGCAGAUUACCGCGCUAUUUGAAUUAGAGGGCGUUUAUUCUGCGCCCAGUAUUUGCAAAGGGGGAAAGGUCGCAUUGAGUAUAGCAAACUACGGAAAAAGCAAACAAUAUCGCCGUUGCCUGGAGGGAGCAGUCUCGACUGUAAGAUUAUUAGAUGAUGCUUCAAUGUCUGCUUUGCGAACCCGAGUCGAAUGGGGGCAGCUAAAUUACGAUCUCAAUUUAUCGCUGAGCUCCUUGGAAGAGGUUCUACCGACCUUGAGAGUGGUUUGGGGCGUCCUGGGGGAGCCGAGAUUAUUGUUGCAAAAGUCGUUUGCGGUUGAUGAUAUAAGGAGUUGCAUUGUUCUGUGCUCCGCUGACCCGAAUUGCGUUCGUUGGAACUGGGUGGAGAUCAACUCAAGUCAGUGGUGUUAUAAAAGUUCCAAUAUGGGACUAAUUAACCAAGUGGUGGAUAUCGGUAUGAACGACUGGCUAAAAGGUGCCUCAGGACUAAGAGAAUGGGGUGCAGAGGAUUUGUUAGCGUCUAUUCCUUUGGACGCAAUCAGCGAGGCCCAAGCAUUCAGCAUUGACGACGAGGCUUCUGGUGGAGCUUGCGUGUUUGCUGGCUUCAUUGGUGCAUCAGAAUCACUACUGCCCGGAGACAGCACAACACGAACUAUCUGGAGCAGCAUUGACCAUGCGGUUGUCGCCAGUGCGGCGAGUGCUCGCGAGUGUCGAAGGUUUUGCGAGACAAAGACGGACUGCAGGUCCUGGCAAUACACCCCAGAUGACCUUGCUGGCGUCAGCGAAGUUACGGGCUUGCCUGCUACGUGCAGCCUCCAUACUAUGGAGGUCCCUAAGUUAUACCCAGCCAUGGACAACCGGAUCGUGACAGGGUUCAGUCGACUGGACAAUGUCGUUACCACCCAAUUACUGAACUCCGUCGGGGUACCCUUGUGCUGGGAUAAGCUCCCUGCUGUUGGCCCCAUUGUCCCGUACAGCACCACAACUCAGUUAGCCAGCUCUCAGUCGUUGAUGGCUUCGCGGAUUCGACGGUCUCUAGGUGAGGAGCCGGUGUUUAGCAGCCCGGAGGUAUCUGAAAGCACCGAUCAGAGUUCCGACCAGAGUUCUGAUGUUUUAUGCGAUGAGUAUCUUGGUGUGCUAUAUGGCCGAGUUAGUUUCCGAGGCCGGCUUCUUUCAAGUGGCGCAUCUAAUAUGGAGUUGUUGGCCACAGUGGAGGAUUGCGCGCUGUUCUGUAAGAACACAAAGGGUUGUAUUGCUUACAGUCAGGGUGCUUGGGGAGCUUGUUACCUGUUCGAUCGCGUGGAUCAAUUGAUCAGUGAUCAGUUUGUGACAUCUGGCUAUCCGUUCUGUAACUUGAAUUCGUACCCGGAUAUUGCCGCCGCGUUUCCGUCAGAUGGCACCGGUGCAGAUGGCACCGGUGCAGAUGGUACCGGUGGCCAAACUCCAACUGGCUUCCCUAGGUUCCCUAACCCAACGGAGGAACGAAAAUAUGAUACCUGCAGUGGUGCUAGAAUGCAUUUUGCUCACGAAGCUGGAGAUUUUAUUGAACAGAUUAAGUUCAACUUCUCUUCACCCCAGGAAUGCUGGACCUACUGUCGAAAAAAGAGCAGGUGUUUUCAUUCUGUGUUUAUAGACAUCUCAGAUACGGUUUCGGCAGAUGGCACUCAGUAUAUUCCGGGCAAUGAAACGAAUUGUGUUUUGUUCAAGACUGUACAGGACGAGAUUCCAACAUUUGAGCACCGGCAGGCCAUCACAGUGCCCGCCAACUGCGAUACAUACGGAACCUACAUCUACGGCAACGCUGCUGCCGGCGAACUGAAAGGGUCCAGGGUCAACUGGACUGCGUUCGUUUCCAUCAUUGCCGCAAGUGCAACCGGCGCCAUCGCUUUAGGUAUAAUCGUCGCUAACCUGACGAAAAAACCACACAAGGAGGAAACUCCGCUGCUUACUCCGACAUCACCCAGAAUACAAUCUGCCCAACUUAUUGAACAAGAAGAGAAUUGA
Molecule: messenger RNA, 2736 nt
Organism: Gregarina niphandrodes
Lineage: Eukaryota; Apicomplexa; Conoidasida; Eugregarinorida; Gregarinidae
Product: PAN domain protein
Exons: 1
Coding region: 1-2736 (911 amino acids)
Source: RefSeq, a predicted model, not a curated record